Pimephales promelas (fathead minnow) is the source of this 3048-nucleotide messenger RNA. NCBI's taxonomy places the organism in Eukaryota, Metazoa, Chordata, Actinopteri, Cypriniformes, Leuciscidae. The record is from RefSeq and is a predicted model, not a curated record.
AAUGUACUUGCCUGAGAAAGAACUAGGGAGUAUGAGGUAACUACAUCAUGAGGUAAGGUGUAGACUCGGGGUUAGUACAUACUAUGUUCAUGGCAUAGGGAAUAAAGUGCGACCGAAUAUUUUGUUUUAGUGUGGUUGAUGUUUUGAUAGAUUAUGACUCCCAUAUCUCAUGAAUGACACCUGCACACAGUUUGUAGUUUUCUGGGCUGUUGAAGAUUUGGUCAUUUUAAUUUUGUUGGCCAAAUAUUUUGUAAUGUUAUUUUUUUAUGGCAUUUCCAUCAGUUUCUGAGUGAUUCUAGAAAAAAACCAUUCACAUUUAGAAAUUUUGCUAAGCCUUACUUUUUAUGAGUAUUCUACAUUGGAUUGUCUUGUUUAAAUCUGUUAGGUCUAGUCAGGGGCAGAAUGGGACAAAAAAAAAAAAAAUCAGCCCUGGCACUUAUAGCCACAUCAGCUCACGUAACCACACGCAUUCAAAUGUAGGGUAGUUUGGGGGUUUCGGGGGCAUGAUACCCGAGAAAAUUUGGAUUUCUCUGACCUACAGGUAUGGCAAUUUAAGACUUUAAAAGGCCAAAAAUGCAGCCUAAUGUUUCGCAGCAGUUGCUGUUCAAAAAAGGAGGAUUCCAUUAUGUAGCUGCUAGUGAUGAAUGCUAUUCGCAUAAAGUGUAAAUGAAGGUCUGGGAAUAACCUCGACUGAACGGACAUCACUUUUCUUUUUUCAAAUUACAAGGUUUAUUAAUUUACACACUGUUGUUAUGUAUAUGUGCAUACACGCCUAGGACACAUCCAGCAGAUGGCGCUACUUCACUGCUGCUGAACGCGCCAGCCCAAACACGUCGAUUGCCUACGUCACGCUCGCCAUCCGUGUUUGAACGUGGCGGCGCGAGGUUGUGGAAAUUAGAUAUUAUAUACUAUUCGGUGUUUUCCUUGUUUGCACAUUUAAUGAGAACACAUAUUUAAACCAAUAGUUGCAUACAACACUAAUUAAUGGUUGUCGUGUUGCAUAACUCACCCCAAUGAUUGACGGAACAGACAUGACAGCCUCGGCUUCUGUUAAAUGGAAGGGGUUGUUCAGUCUUGGAGAGGAGUUUGACGAUGAGGAUUUGCUUGAACCUGAUUGGACAUGUCCAUCAGAGCGCACAUCUUCUACCGCUCCCUCUGUAACUCCACCAUCUGAGUCCUCGCAUGUGUUGGCUGAAAAAUCCACUCAUGUUCAGCAGAGACCUGUUAGCUUGUCAUCAGACCCUGGGGAAAAUACGUCAGGAUCUGGUUGUGUGGCGACUCUUCGAACUCCAACAUGUGGCACUAUCAAUUCCCCACCAGAUUUCUCCGUACCUUGCCAUCAGACACUUUUAUCCCUCAGAGCCCCUGCGUCAUCCCUGAAACCCUCCUCUAACCAAGUAAACCAUCCACCGCCAGCAUCUCUCAGUGUCCCACAGAGAGACCCCACUCCUCAGGAUGACUUUGAUGACUGGGAUGUGGAUCUGGAGGAGCUGGAUAGCAUUCCUCAAGUGGUUUCUGAGCCACAAAAUAUUUCUUCACCUCUGGAUAACAUUUCACCCAUUAAACGAAUGAGACAUUCAGCACCAGAAGUGUCUUCCCAUGGUAGGUUCAGUGGUACCUGCUCAGUGUCAGUUGCACGGCCCUCAAUCAACAGCUCAAUCGCUUCCAAUGUUGAAGCCCCCAGGUGUCCGUCUACCCCUAUGCAGAAUCCAAAUCACAUGCGCAUCCCCACUACAUUAGUCUCACGACUUCCCAGACCUGUCACUACAAGGCCUCCAGUGGUGUCUCCUCGCUGCCACAUGGGUACUUCAUCACCGAGGACCCCGCUGCAGCCCAGAGGAUCUCUUUUCCACUCUGCAUCAUCUGCUAUUGAUUCCUCUUCCACAUUAACACCUCGUCCUCUCAACACACCCGUCCUGACCAAUCACUUGGUCCAGCUGGUGUCUGCAGCCAAUAAGACACCUCAGAGACCACAGAGUUGUAUGAUGAUAACCAAAGCACGUCGUUUUCCUGGCCCAGCAGGAGCAUUACCACAGCAGGUCAGCCAAGCCGUCAGUGGGGGGAGUCUUGAUGAUAUUGUUGUGUCAGUUCCUCAUACACCUGCACAUGGAGCGGUUGCUCGCCUUAGAAAUGAGCAGGUCUCCAGCUCUCAAGUGAGCGAGGAAGAGGAGUUCAGCAGGGGUCCGUGGGCAGUGAUGAAGUCUGAGAUGGGAUUGGACGAGAAGAACCCUUCUUGCUUUCUGCAUUUGUACAGUGUUGUCAUGGUUCUCCGUAAGGCUGCUCUCAGGCAGCUAACUAAGAAUAAGGUUCCCAACAUGGCUGUUGUCUUGAAGAGUAUCACACACACGCAUGUAGACGCGAAGGCCAUCUUCAGAGAUCCAACGGGUGAGAUGCAGGGCACAGUUCAUCGUCGCCUGGUGGAAGACAGACUGGGAGAGCUCAAGACAGGAGCUGUGUUAUUACUGAAACAAGUGGGUGUGUUUUCACCAUCACACCGAAAUCACUACCUGAAUGUCACACCCAAUAACCUUCUCAGGAUAUACCCACCUGAUGGGGUCUUCCAUGACUCCCAGCCAUCCCACCCUCCACUGCAGGAGUUGCGUAGUGAACCCAGCAAGCCUACGGGGGGCCCGGUUUCUCAGAUGGUGCUCCACUUUGAUGACGAAGAUGAAAAUACAGUUGAGGAAAAUCGGGCGGCUGAUGCUUUAGACACUGCAGCUGGCUCUAAUGAGCUCUGUCAAGCAUCUACAGUGUUGGGACCAACAGAGGAGACAGCAUGGGAAACAGAUGACCUUGACGAGCUGCUCGGGGAGUUACCUGUGGAGUCGUAUGAUGGAUUACGUUGAUCGCACAGUCACUUAAAAUAUAAAGUAUAAUUGUAGAACAUGUCUUAUAUUAAUACAUAUUAUGACAAUUACUACUAUUGAACAAACAACACCUACUAACCAAAGAAAUCACUACUUUUGUUUAGGUUUUGUCUAAUCCUUUGUAAAUAUGUACAUAAUUCACUUGUCUCAUGCAUAAAUUGGAAAUAAAUUCCCGAUGAGA